AAGUGCGGCGGUGCAAAGUGUUAGAGAAGCCAGUGUACCUUGGAGGACACGUAAGAGGGAGGUAACGCGUUGGUUUUGGAGACCUUGCGCGAUACACACAGCACAAGCACCGAUGGAGAGAAAGGACCAUUAGCCAUAGUCCUGGGGAAAUACGCAGAAGCAGUAUUCCAUGUCUCUCCUCUGCCCUGUUAUUGAUGGGAAACCAACUGGACCGGAUCACCCACCUGAACUACAGCGAGCUACCCACCGGGGAUCCAUCGGGCAUCGAGAAGGACGAGUUGCGUGUUGGUGUGGCGUAUUUCUUUUCCGAUGAGGAGGAAGAGCUGGACGAUCGAUCGCAGUCGGACAGCUUUAAAGACAACAGCCCGAGCAAAGACGGUCCGAUUGCGCUUAACGACAUCGAGUACUCGGCGUUCUGCUGCCAGGAAUGUAUAUACUCCAAACUCCGAGAGAACGAGGACCUGAAUGUUUAUUCUGUGAAAACUUUAUUGACCAUGUGCAAACCCGGGGAUCUACUGGAGUUAGUGGCAAACGCACAACCCCCGCACUGGGCGAUCUUUGAAGGGGAGGACCAGGUUAUUCACCUCUACAAGGGGGAGAUCCGCAAGGACAGCUUGUUUGAGAUCAGCUGCGGUCGACAGGGCAGGAUAGUGAACAAUCGGUACCGCUACCGGCCGCUGCCCGCUGAUUUGGUGAUGCAGAACGCGAGCGGGCACGUGGGGCUCAGCAGCGGCGAGACUUGCUGGACGAACUCGGAAAGUUUCGCAGCGUGGUGCCGUUUCGGCAAGCGGGAGUUUAAAGCGGGCGGGGAGGCGCACUCGGUCGAGCAGCGCUACUUUCUGAAGGUGCACCUGUCCGAGAGCACCGCGCACACGCUCAUGUUCCGCAGCCUGGAGGAGAUGAUACGCGAGAGACGGCGAGUGGACGCCAGUGGCAUUCUGAAGGAGCUGUCGCUGGUGACCGGGAAGGAAUGAGCGCUUGGGACUCUCUGCAUGCCUUGAGCAAGGGCUGCUUACCUUUAUUUCAGGACUUUGGGAGGGUUGUGCGUAUUUGUGUGAACAUGUUUUGGCAAAGACAACGCCCCUUUUGGUUGUGCUGUGAGAACCGAUGGUCCCACUAAAGUCACCCUGUACCUUUAAAAAGGAAAAAGAUAAAACAUAAGGUGAGCCCUCAUCACAGUUCGCCCAUGAACCGAUGCAGCCCCCUCAAAUUCUCACCCUAGCUCUGCUGCGGCAGAUGGUGACCACGAUGCGUUCAUAUGUCUAUGGCAAGCCGUUUUGACAUUUAUUCCUUAAGACUAACUAGUAGCCUACUUGUGUUUUUUUUGGUUACUAAUACUCAUUCACUAACAACUAUUCAAAUAGUUUCUAGUAUCUUUUCCCGUUGUCCUGGCAGCAUUUGAAUACUACUAGUAGCGUGUAUUCCAGUUGUUACUAGUAGGCCUAACAUUUUUAAUUGUACUAGUAAGACUUCUGUUUGAACUAAUUAGCCUUUCUGAAUAGUCAUUACAUAUGACAAGAGGAAAGCAAGCGUUACUAUUGAGAUUAACAAUGUUACUUGUAACAGCUGAGAUCAAUAGCUACUAGUAUCUAUAAAAGUCGCUUCUUUGCUCCCUAUUCUAAUAAUGACAAGCAACUAUCCCAUGAUACAUACUGCAAAUUUUGGCCGUUGAAUUCUUGGUGGAUCUGUGGUUCAGAUAUAAACCAUUCACUUCCAAUAUAGGCAUUAGUAACCAUUCAUUAGGUACUAGUACCUAUUUUAGGAAUAAUUAGGCUACUAGUGAAAUCGAAAAAGAUACUAUCCACUAUUGGACUACUUUCUACUAAUUGAAAAGAUGUACUGGUAACUUAAACAGUUUAAAGGAAUACAUGUGAAACCACUUGCCAUAUGUCUAUUAUUUGACUGAACUCUUGAGCUUUAACAUUAAACGUGAAGCUCUGUUAUUGCGCAUCUGUCCAGCUGCAUUAGUUCCUCUAAACCCCCUACAGGCGACAACACACGAGCCUUUGUUUUCAUUCUCUUACCAACAAAUGCAGCGAACAUUCUUCUGUUUUUGGAGUCCAUAUUUUUGUAUUUCAGUUAGUACGUUAAAAGAAAACUGUUUUUAUUUAAAUAAACGUAGAUUGCCCUAUGAAAA
Messenger RNA from Ctenopharyngodon idella (grass carp), 2137 nucleotides. It is a transcript of the gene lratd1, whose product is annotated as LRAT domain containing 1. The record is from RefSeq and is a predicted model, not a curated record. Bases 195 to 974 code for a protein of 259 amino acids. The transcript has 2 exons. NCBI's taxonomy places the organism in Eukaryota, Metazoa, Chordata, Actinopteri, Cypriniformes, Xenocyprididae.